AAAGUCCAGUUCGUGUCGGUUCAGUAUUUGGUCAAUCCGUAGCAAUGUCCCUCCAUGGAUUAAAGUGGCAAUUCAGAGGAAAGCAAUUGAAACACGCAAGCUCUAUUCAUGUGCGGUUAUAGUUUUACCGCAGUAAAGUGCAGAUACACAGGCAAAUGAACAAAUUUUACACAUCCCCUUUUUUUAAACGCGCCUUUCGACCUUGUAAGCACUUUACAGGUGAAUCAGUGCUGUUUUCGGGGUGGAAAAUAUUGCUUCAUUGCAAAUCGGGAGGACGGAAUACGCAGUCGGAUACCAGCUGAAUCAACAAAAAAAAGUGGUCAAUUUAAUGCCAGGGCAAACGCAUGUUUGAAUUGAAGCGAAAUGAGAAGUAUAUAGCAAGCUGUGCUUUUUUUAAAGAAACGAUCAGAGGGAGUUUCCUUUAACAGCUACCGAAACCUACCACUGAAAUUGACGUCUCCGGAAGUGAAUUGUUAUCGAGGACAGAAACACAGGGAUAGAUCGGAGAGAGGGAGUAAACCAGAAGCUGGGCUCCGCCUGCCCUUGUGUGUUUGAGGGAGAGGGAGAGGGGGAGGCCAGAGAUCUUGACGCUGCUACCGCUUUGUCCUGUGUUCCUGGGGCGGUCUCUGGGCACAUCUUCCCCUUGCCUCCCCGGGAACUCCCCUGCUCACAUUUAACCUCGUCCGCAGGCGGCACUGGGCACAGUUGUACUUCAGCGCUGUGUAAGAUUCGCCCUCCCAGCCCGGUGGUUUUGUGCAAGUCUGGCCUCUGACCGAGAUGUCGCUGCCCUGCUGUGUAUCGCAGCUGGCCUGUUGCUGUGGUUCCAGCGACUGUUCUCUCUGCUGCAGCUGCUGCCCAAAUAUUAAAACCUCCACAAGUACUCGCGUCAUGUACACUCUCUACCACAUUCUAGGAACCAUUGUCUGCUUUCUCAUGUUAUCGCCGAGUGUGGGUGAAAUGCUCAAGACGCAUGUUACCUUCUAUGGAGAGUUUUGCAAAACUAUUAAGGCAGGCACUGAUUGUGAAAGGCUUGUGGGUUACUCUGCUGUUUAUAAGGUCUGCUUUGGAAUGGCCAUAUUCUUCUUCAUCUUCUUCCUGAUAAUGAUCAAUGUGAAGACCAGUAAAGAUUGCCGAGCUUACCUCCACAAUGGGUUCUGGUUUGUGAAACUCGUAGUGCUGGCUGGAAUGUGUGCUGGAGCUUUUUUUAUACCAGAUCAGGACACAUUUCACAAAGCAUGGCUAUACAUUGGUGUUGCUGGAGCCUUCCUCUUCAUUCUAAUCCAGCUCAUAUUGCUCGUGGAGUUUGCACACAAAUGGAACAAAACCUGGUGGGCUGGAACAGCAAACAAUAAGUGUUGGUACGCUGCUUUGGCCUUAGUUACACUCAUUCUUUACUCAGUUGCUGUCUGUGCUGUUGUUCUGAUGGUGAUAUUUUACACUGAUCCUGAAGGCUGCACACUAAACAAGAUUUUAUUGGGUGUCAACACCAGCCUCUGCUUCAUCGUCUCCAUGGUAGCAAUUACACCCUGUGUUCAAAAAUAUCAGCCUAACUCAGGUCUCCUGCAGUCAGGAGUAAUCAGCUGUUAUGUAAUGUAUCUUACCUUCUCUGCGUUGGCCAAUUCACCUCCAGAAUAUGUUAUGAAGCAAGGAGUGAACACUACAAUAUGCAUUCCUCAGUUAUUGGGCAAAGGCCUUCAAACAGAUGACAAGCUUGUUUCUGUGCUGGGAGCCAUUAUCAUGUAUGGCUGUGUGCUCUAUGCCUGUCUAACGUCAACAACUCGUUCCAGCUCAGCUACCCUGGGGGUGAGCACUGUUCCAAACUCUAAACCAACUGAAGCUCGCUGCUGCUUCUGCUUUGUACCAGAUGAGGAAGCAGGUAACUAUAAAAUCGAUGGAGCGGAGAAGGGAAUCCAGAAGGUGAUCCACAAUGAAAACAGCGGCGUUGUGUACAGUUACUCCUUCUUCCACUUCGUCUUUUUUCUUGGCUCCCUGUAUGUGAUGAUGAUAUUAACAAAUUGGUUUCAGUAUCAUGAAGUUAAUUUAGAAAACUUGUUUGAGCCUCAGAACGUCUCUACCCUCUGGAUUAAGAUGGCUUCCUGUUGGCUGUGUAUCUUGUUGUUUUUAUGGACCCUCAUUGCUCCCAUGUGUUGUCCAGGCCGUGAAUUUUCAGUCUGAUUUUGGUUUUACUUUCCCCAGUACUCCAGUUUUCUACGUCCCUCUUUCAUCUGCUCUAGUCAUGUUAAAUACCUUUUUUACCCAUCUUGUUGCAUCGUAGCUGAGCUAUUGACUUGUUUUUAGUGUACUGUAAUAGUCCCUGUCUAGAAACAAUCUCUUCUAUGUCAGUUAUAUUUCUACAAGUUUCUAUAGAGAUAGCAUUUAGGAGUGGGGUUUGUCAUCCUCAUCGGUAAUUCUUAAGUUUGGAAAACAUGCAAUGUUGGUUAGAUCUAGCAGUUCAAGUGGCAGGGCCAGUGGGAUAUGAGGAUGAGUGAUUAUGAAUGUUACAUAGAACAGGAGUUCUGAAAAUUCAUGGGAAUAAUGCUGGAUGUUAUUUGUAUUGAAACUGCAUCGGAAAGAUCAGUAAUUACACGUUAUUGUUCAAAUCACAGUACCACAUUAUGUAUAGAUAGAAAUGUUAUGUACACUGACAUACAAAGUAACCUAAAGGUUUAAGAAGGGCCUUAAUUAAAUUGCAGUCUAAGAAGUUAUCACUGGAUUUGUAUCUGUCCCAAUUUACACUGAUGUUAUUUGUCUAUAAGUCUGGGUAAGAGUGGCUCUGAUUCUACACCCUGGCAACUUCUAGACUGCAAUGGAAACCUGAAAGUUCUUAGUAAUAACAAAAAUGUAAAAUAUCAAUUCUUUCCAUUCGAAUAUUGUCAAUGUGAUGUAGUCUGGAGUAAACUGGUAGGGAUUUUUACGAGUAGGGAUGUGUAAAUUGCUCAGUAUACAUAUAGACAAAAUGUGAAAUUCUUAUUCAAGGAUCAAUUUAAAUCUAAUGCAAGUGUCUCCCCGAUUUCUGAAUUUCAUUGUCUACCUCUCUCCACCCACACACCCACCCCAUGUGCUAAUGAUUUUGUUUAUUGCUCACUAAGAAGUGAAACCAUUUAAGAUAAUUGCAUCAGAACCAUGUGGUCAUGUUCCAUUUGUGUUACAACUGGGAUCAAAACAUUUUGGCUUGAUGUACCACAACCUGCCAACGAGAGUGAACUGAAAAGAUGAUGUCUGUUGAAAAAUGUUAAGGUGCUAGGGUCAAAUUAGAAAGUUGCACCUCCUAUGAUAAGUUAACAUACAAAGAAAUGGAAAAGGGUUGAUUGAAUGAGGUGUUUUGAUGCGGGUAUUAGUACAUAUUUAUUUAACUUGAAAGGUUUUUUAAUAUAGUAUUUGCAGAAAUUUCUAGCAUAAUGCAAAACAAAGUAAGUUAGUGUUAUAAUAGCCAUGUUGGCAUAGAAAACUAAACCUGGUAAACAGCAUGGCUGUAAACCUAUUGGAGUGAAGUGUUUAUGCUGCCUUUUUACCAAACGCUAGUCACAGUUUAGGCAAAUGUUUUCUUCCAUUUUAGCCAAGCAGUAACUGUUUUAGUGUGAAAAUCUAUUCUGAUCUCUGACAGGCCAAAUAAAGAAGCAGCCCACCUUAAAUCCCUUUAGGCAUUACAAAGUCAGAUUGACAUUGAGAAUGCUUAUACUCUCCGCCUUUUGCCACAGUGAACAAGUUUUAAAAGUUCAAAAUAUGUGAUUGUGCCAUUUGUUGCCUGGUUUCAGGAAGUAAAGGAAAUCACAUUUAAUCAUGUGGAAUAAUACACAAGGUUAGGAUUUUCUACUUCAUACAGGAACUGUGCAAAGUCAAGCUGUAUUUCGUAGAACUUCUUUUUUUUUGCACAGAAACCUGCACAAGCAAUCCACCCAAGCAUUGGACAUGCUGACACUGAGAACUGAAACCGAGCAUGUAAUUGAUGGUUGAGUCUUGUUCUGUCCUCAGUCCUGUGGGGCAAUGGGGUUUAAAAUGUCUUAUGAUGUUCCUAGGAUAAAGCUAAACAUCUUUACUUACCUCAGUAAUAUCAUAUCAGCUUUAUUGCCUGGUAGUAAUUGUUCCACGGAGUUCUUUUCUUCCACUCCUAGUGAGAGUAAGCUUGAAGUGAAGAAGUUAACUGCAGCUGUUCCUAAAGCACAUCGACAAUCAAAUGUCCAAUCAAUGAUCUGCUCACAUGCCAUGUUAACACAAAAGCAGAGCUGGCGAUUUACAUUUUCAACUUUACACUUUCAACUUUACAUAUGUUAGAAGUCAAAACCUUACGGCAACUUGUUUUUAACAUAUAAAAGCAAUUUGUUGCUGUACGUGGGUGGUUGGUACAUAUAAAUGACUGCAGCAGAGUGCAGAGUGCUUCUGUGCACUGGAGUCUUCCUACAGUGUUCCAUACGAAGAUAGCAAAAAUAUCUGACUCAUUCAUCUUUUAAGGUAUGCGGUACAUUUUGAGAGGAAUCGAUUAAUGACAUGAAUUUAGAGGUUUAGAGGUUGCACCUUUUCUUGUUUCUCAAAGUAGGAGAAUGAUAAAUGAGUUUAGAUCAAAACUGCAAGCAGCUUUUGUAGUUUUUGCUCACUGCAGUUGAAUGCUGGAAACUCAAAUAUAUGAAAGCAUUGCUUUAAAAUUAUGUGUGCUGAAGUACAGGCUGCAUUCAGACUACUUGGUUAACCCCUCUUCUGGGUUCCAAGAUAAAUGUAGUCUUUCUUGAUUGAUAAUUUCUCCUUUCAUUUGGUACGAAUGUUGUUGCUGAUGGAGUGUGAUUUGCGGUGGAUAUUGAACUAGUUUCCUAAGAGUUUUUAUUCCUACACUGGUGCUAAAGAUGGGCCUGCCUUUCCAACUGGGCUUCACACUUUCAUAUGGUGGACUAUUUUACAUCUCCAUGCCUCAGAUAUUCUGCAAAGUGCCUCAUUUGGCACCCAGUGUCUAAGAUUUAAGUGAUAAUAGGAACUGCCAAUGCUGGAGCAUCUGAAAUAACACGGGUGUAAUGCUGGAUGAACACAGCAGGCCAAGCAGCAUCA
Stegostoma tigrinum is the source of this 5034-nucleotide messenger RNA. RefSeq names its product serine incorporator 5 (gene serinc5). Gene Ontology annotation, cellular component: membrane. Bases 778 to 2175 code for a protein of 465 amino acids. The record is from RefSeq and is a predicted model, not a curated record. NCBI's taxonomy places the organism in Eukaryota, Metazoa, Chordata, Chondrichthyes, Orectolobiformes, Stegostomatidae. The transcript has 12 exons.